AUGCCCACUCGGACUCAUAACGAGCACGCACUUCAAUCCAAUGGGCCUAACUACACUCGACUCUAUCAUGUCAUCCUUCGAAGGCGAACAUACCACUUUUGUGUGAUGAGUUAUCUUCUGAGUAAUCUUGUCCUAUGGUUUGUUAUGUUAGAUAGUUUAUCCGCGUUGUGGAACGGGAUUCGGAUAACUACUUGGAUCAUGGCCGGAGCUAAUUGGGCAAGUGCAACUAUCCCGCUGAUGAUGUUGAGGAGAUUGCAACUUACAGCAUCUAGCUUAUACGCCCCCAAUCGAUAUGCCAAAUUCUGGGCGGUAUUGAAAUCCACCGAAUUCAUCACCUCAACCCUUUUUUGCUCUAUUAGCGGCUCCUUACUUUGUCUGACGUACGUAACAGCGGCUUUGGCAUUGAACGAAAACCCUGAAUUGGGUCUCUUCAAAAGCAUACCAGGACGAGGAGUCACCCAAAUCAACGAGCGACCUAUCUUUCUACUGGCAGCAUGCUGGUACACUGCCUUUUGCUAUUCAUUCUCUGCAAUCUAUCAUGGUAACUGGCAUUACCGUCCAUUAGAUGUGUCCGAGCAUCUUACAAUUCCUCACAGGAUUUGGAAAUCACUUGACUCUCGGAUUGAAUUUGUACGGAGAUCAGUGGUUUAUUGUUCUGCCACGUUUCUGCCGGUUUAUCUCAUUUCGCGGAGAUACCUGAUCAGGGCGAUCGUCUUCUCGAAGUACACCCAAUUGACCAAGCACAUUAAGCCUCACAUGGUGAUGCUGAUCAAGUUCGACUCGAUCUUCACGUUAACGUCUACUAUAAGACUGGUGAUGGUUAAUGUAUUGCUUAUCACCAUGUGGGAAAUCGUGCAAGCGCUAUGGGACGUAUAUUCGACCCAACCACUUGAUCUUUCUCGCUUUGCCACGGAACCCAAUCAAUGCUUGUUAGGAGGAAUUCGGUCUUCCGACCCUCGCGUCCAGCAUUACGCCAUCCGAGAGCUCGCCCAUAUAUCAUGGAGUGAUCCUGCACGUCGAUCCACAAUCUUCAAGGAUAUCAGAACCACUCCCCGAUUAUUGAAUUUGAUAAUCGAAGAGUGUCUGAACAUCAUUAACACUACAAACCUAAUGAUCCAGUCUGGAGGACAAUCGAUUCAGAAAAACCCAGCCUCGACCGCCCAAUCCUCAAAGGGGCCUAAUAAACCUUCGCUCGGUACCCACUCAGCCUUGAAGACCGAUCUACCCCAGCUGUUCAACACAAGCUCCAAUUCUAACUCGAUGAAACAGGUUUUCUUGAGAAAGCUUCUUUCCAGUGAGAGUGGUCAAGAACACCCAGUGCCAAUCCCCACCCGAUCCCAGCUGUCUAACACAACGAUGAAAAAGCAGACGACUGAAUCCGAUUACCAAAUUCCAGAAAUCUUCCAACGAGACCAGAGUCGAAAAGUUGACACCAGAUCAACGUCUGCCAUCACCACUGGUGACAAUUCCGAGCCCUCUCCAUCUUCACAAUCCUCCUUGCAAAGCUCUACUCCUCAGAAGCGUGAAAAAAUUGUGCCAAGCAUUUGGAAGAUUAUGCUCCACAGUCCUCUCCUGAAGUCUUCAGACGCUGGCAUUCGAUUGGAAAACUGGCUCUUUUCUCCGUCGAUAACAGACGAGCUCGAGAAGUGUCUCUCCAGUCGCCAACUAUGUAUGUUUUCGGUCGAGGCGGUCACGAACUUCACCUGCGCGUCGUUGACGGAGGAUCAGUAUGGUGUACUACAAGACCAAAUCCCGCGCAUCAUGGAAAGUCUGGUCGACUGUUUUGACGCGCUUGAUCGGCUUCACACAAAAAUUUGUACCGAGUUUGGGGUGCAAACUUCUUCCGUGCAAGCCGGUUCGUCGGCUCCAACUGAGCUAGACCCAGUUCAGAUUCACUUCCAUUUGGCUCUAGAUGAGCACCUCCAUCCCUUAUUAACCCGUCUGAAGGCCGGGAUCUUUGGAAUCACCGAUCAAUUCAAACCGUUCUUGAAAGAAAUGUCGUUCAGUCCGAAGAUUAAUCAAUGGAUACAAUCCCAUCAGCGAUAA
Messenger RNA from Puccinia triticina, 2046 nucleotides. RefSeq lists its product as uncharacterized. Gene Ontology annotation, cellular component: nuclear pore transmembrane ring; spindle pole body. The record is from RefSeq and is a predicted model, not a curated record. NCBI's taxonomy places the organism in Eukaryota, Fungi, Basidiomycota, Pucciniomycetes, Pucciniales, Pucciniaceae. Gene Ontology annotation, molecular function: protein-macromolecule adaptor activity. Bases 1 to 2046 code for a protein of 681 amino acids. Gene Ontology annotation, biological process: spindle pole body localization; nuclear pore organization. The transcript is spliced from 10 exons.